Messenger RNA from Oncorhynchus tshawytscha (Chinook salmon), 2432 nucleotides. RefSeq names its product BTB/POZ domain-containing protein 10-like. Lineage: Eukaryota; Metazoa; Chordata; Actinopteri; Salmoniformes; Salmonidae. The record is from RefSeq and is a predicted model, not a curated record. The transcript is spliced from 8 exons. Gene Ontology annotation, molecular function: protein binding. Bases 506 to 1840 code for a protein of 444 amino acids. Gene Ontology annotation, cellular component: cytoplasm. Gene Ontology annotation, biological process: positive regulation of phosphorylation.
ACUGGUAACUAACUUAGUGCUGGCUAUGUUGUGAUCACAUUAGUUAGCUGAGGUGCUACUGUCAUCAUUGUUAGUUAGCUAGCUAGUUAGCCACAAUUAGCUAGCUAGUUAGCCACAAUUAGUUUAGCUCGUAUUAUUCGGGAUCAUCGUGACAUUAGCUGGCGAGCAGCUGUGAAGAGUUAGAAUGCGAAGGGGAACUGCUUUUUAGUUUCGUAUUCACUGAAUGUAUAACUAGCAUUUAUGUGAAUAUUUACAGCGUGUUUGGCUCUCCUGAAUUAACCCAGUGAAUGAAUAUCUAACUCGACUCCCUCCGUCAUGUCAGAUUAUGAAUGGUGAGUAAUCUGGGGUGGAUGUCUCUGCAUUGGUGAUGGCAGCACGUCCAGUCAUAUGAUAGCAACUCAAGUGACACUGAGAAUUGGGAACGAAAAACAACCGACCUCGCAAACUCUGCAAGCACUCGAGCGCUCAGUCGUGUGCAUCUCGACUAGAGGCAGGCCUGGUGAAGAUGAGCCUGCAUGGUGCUAGUGGGGGCAAUGACCGCUCACGCGACCGCCGCCGCUCCAGCGACCGCUCCCGGGACUCGUCGCACGAGAGGGGAGAGGGCCAGCUCACACCCUGCAUCAGAAAUGUCACCUCGCCCACCCGCCAGCACAACAGCGACCGUGAGAGGGACGGUGGCUCCAGGCCCAGCAGCCCCCGUCCUCAGAGGAUUUCCCCCAGCAGCUCCAGUAGUAGCGGGGUGGUCAGCAGCCGUAAUAGCAGCCUGUCCAGCACUGAGGGCUGCUUUAAGAGCCUGGGAGUGGGAGAUAUGGUGUUUGUCUAUGAGAAUAGCAAGGAGGGACUGGGCACGGGCCUGGGUACCCGCAGCAUCCGGACCUCAGGCUCCGAGAGGGUCACUCUUAUAGUAGAUAACACACGGUUCGUGGUGGACCCUUCAAUCUUCACAGCACAGCCCAAUACCAUGCUGGGCAGAAUGUUUGGAUCUGGAAGGGAACACAAUUUCACACGGCCCAAUGAAAAAGGAGAGUAUGAAGUUGCCGAGGGCAUCAGCUCUACGGUGUUCCGAGCCAUCCUGGAUUACUACAAAUCUGGGAUAAUCCGUUGCCCUGAUGGAAUCUCCAUCCCUGAGCUGAGAGAGGCAUGUGACUAUCUGUGCAUCACCUUUGACUACAGCACCAUCAAGUGCAGAGACCUCAGUGCCCUCAUGCAUGAGCUGUCUAACGACGGUGCCCGGCGUCAGUUUGAGUUCUACCUGGAGGAAAUGGUUGUGUCUCUGAUGGUGGCCAGCGCCCAGAGCGGAGAGAGAGAAUGCCACAUCGUGGUGCUCACUGAUGACGACGUAGUGGACUGGGACGAAGAGUACCCACCACAGAUGGGAGAAGAGUACUCACAGAUAAUAUACAGUACAAAACUAUACCGGUUCUUCAAGUAUAUAGAAAAUCGAGAUGUUGCCAAAUCAGUUUUAAAGGAGAGAGGACUGAAGAAAAUAAGAUUAGGCAUUGAAGGUUACCCCACGUAUAAAGAGAAGGUGAAGAAGCGUCCUGGUGGCCGUCCUGAGGUCAUCUACAACUACGUCCAGAGGCCCUUCAUCCGCAUGUCCUGGGAGAAGGAGGAGGGCAAGAGCCGCCAUGUUGACUUCCAGUGUGUCAAAAGCAAGUCCAUCACUAACCUGGCUGCAGCUGCUGCAGAUAUCCCCCAGGACCAGCUGGUCAACAUGCACCCUGGCCCUCAGGUGGAUGAGCUGGACAACCUCCCCAACCAGCCCCCUAGCGGACCCCAGUACAGCAACAACUACAACAACGACCCCGGUGACCCAGAUGCCCCCUCGCCUGCAGUCUGAGGACUGCCCCCUCCCUGACACUCCCUCCCCAGCGUACCGCAGCAUGGAGCUAGAGGGGCAUCAUAACCAUAUUGCCUUGGCACCUCCUCCGCAGCCUUAGAGCCUCAAGGAUCUGGUCGACUGUAAAAACCCUAUAAGGGACUAGACUGGCAAAAGGGCAUAUUUCUCUUAUUUCUUAAAAUAAAAUACUUGACCAAAGGAAUUUAUUUUUCUGUUAAUUGUUUGAAAUAAAUUUAGCAAACCCAAUUAUUUUAUUAUUAUUAUAUAUUGUUAUUGUACAAUGGUUAUUGGGCUGUGCACUGGUGUUACUGUGUUCUCCUCCUGAGUUUUAUUUCAUGUGCAGUUCUGGGCAUACUUCCUGGAUGGCAAGACUAGUGAAUACUGUAACUGUUCGGGGAAUAGGUGCAGAGCGGGAUGCCUGGCCAUGGAGAAAAGCCUCUGAUUUUAUCACCUUUCAGUGGAAAUUACUGUUGAAUUCCCCUCAGAUAUACUUUGAAUCAUGUAAGGGUUGGUUGACAUCAUAGAAUUGGUAAUGUGAUGCUGUGCUCUAUGCUCCCUAAAUAUUUAGCAUGAUAUAAAGACAUUCAAAUCA